Molecule: messenger RNA, 748 nt
Organism: Gambusia affinis (western mosquitofish)
Lineage: Eukaryota; Metazoa; Chordata; Actinopteri; Cyprinodontiformes; Poeciliidae
Gene: ppil1
Product: peptidylprolyl isomerase (cyclophilin)-like 1
Exons: 4
Coding region: 184-684 (166 amino acids)
Biological process (GO): protein folding; protein peptidyl-prolyl isomerization
Cellular component (GO): catalytic step 2 spliceosome
Molecular function (GO): peptidyl-prolyl cis-trans isomerase activity
Source: RefSeq, a predicted model, not a curated record
UUACCACCAGAGGACAGUAGACGUCUAACGUCAAGAGGACUCGACAGGAACUGAAAGAAGAAGACUAAAAGCCGCUACAGGAUCGGUUUGAAUGAACCACCAACUUUGAUAGUUUGUUCAUUUGUUUUGUCUAACUGGUUUGUUUGGGUUUCUUAGACUUGUAUCCUGCUGUGUAACGUUAUAAUGUCCGGGAUACCUCCAGACACAUGGCAGCCGCCCACCGUGGCUUUGGAGACCACGAUGGGGACGGUUCUGGUGGAGCUUUACUGGAACCAUGCCCCGAAAACCUGCAAGAACUUCGCAGAGCUGGGCAGGAGAGGCUACUACAACAACACCAAGUUUCACCGGAUUAUCAAAGACUUCAUGGUGCAGGCGGGGGAUCCUACAGGAACAGGUCGAGGUGGUGCCUCCAUUUAUGGUAAACAGUUUGAAGAUGAACUUCAGCCAGAUCUGAAAUUUACAGGCGCUGGAAUUCUGGCCAUGGCCAACGCAGGACCAGACACCAACGGAAGUCAGUUCUUCCUCUCCCUUGGACCCACGCAGUGGCUGGACGGGAAGCAUACUAUUUUUGGAAGAGUGUGCCAAGGCAUGGGAGUGCUAAACCGGAUUGGGCUGGUGGAAACAAACAGUCAAGAUCGUCCAGUCGAUGAUAUUAAAAUUGUCAGAGUCACUUUACCUAAUUAGAUAAAACGUCUCUUUUUAAUUUGUAUUUUUUUUAUUGCUUUGGAAAAUAAAUAUGAAAACUUCA